AUGUCCCCAUCACCCCAGCCGCACAGGGGUGCUCGUGGAGCAAGGGCUCGUAUCUGUAUACACUGUGGUAGGGAUUUCCGACGAACGGAACAUUUGGAGCGUCACAUUCGCACUCACACCAAGGAGAAACCAUUCAUAUGCUUCUGUGGGGCAGCAUUUACUAGAAGAGAUCUAUUGAAACGUCACACGCGCAUCUCACAUCAGGAUGGCCUAACCUCACCAACUGCGCCCGAACCAACGGCGAAGGCGGAGUUGCAGCCGACUCAUCAUGCCGCCAUCCCGCCGCAAUAUGAUGCACCAGAUACUAGGCCCGUUCCCGUGGGAUCCCUUGCAGGAUCUUCGGCCGUGCACCAAUGGACUGGGGCACAGACUACGCCUUAUUUAGAUCACAACCAUAAUGCAGGCAUACUUCCUGCGGCUACUGCGGCCCCGGGCUCGGUCGUAGAUCCUCAUACGGGUAUGGUGCACGAUGCGGAUAUGCUGCAAGCUGCGCAGCUUCUUCUUCCUGGUGAUUAUCGAGCCACAGCACAACCGAUGCCUUACUUGUCCGAAGACCUAAAUCAUUUCCAGGAAUUCACUCAUUUCUUGGAUUCGAUUGGUUUGCCUGGCGAAUGGCUUCCCAGCGAGGGGGAAACCUCUCAGACCCAAGAGAUGAAUCUGGAAGAUGCCCGGGAAACAGGCCGCCCGACUGAAUACCAUGAGCGAACACGACGGGGCGGAGAUGGCUCUCGUGGAGACUCACCAUUCAGAUCCUGGCUUCCAUCCGUGCCAAAGGGCGACCAAAGCCUAGGGACUCUGUCUGAUUCUGAGCCACCUCAAAAUGCGAAGAGGACAUCACGAUUCAAUGUCAGCGAAGACCAGCGGUUCCGGCUUGCGGCAUCUCUAGAAGAAUUUCGCAACGUGAUUCCCAAUUUUGUACUGCCAUCUCGGCACACAUUGACUCGAUACCUGACUUCCUAUUUUGAAGGAUUUCACCCGCACCUUCCUUUUAUGCACAUUCCUACUUUCCAUAUCAAUGAACACACCCCCGAGGUCGUUCUUGCCAUCAUGACAAUCGGUGCUCAGUACAGAUUCGAGCAUCGUAACGCGGAAAGACUGUUCCAUGUUUCUAAGGCGGUUCUCUUUGAACGCAUGUCCAAAGAGCCCCGAUACCCAACGAAACCCAGCUACAAUCCAGCCUCCCAAGUCCCACUGGGAAUAUCUCCCUACUCCAAUUUUGGCGAUCAAUCUCUCGCGCAACCACCGGCAGCAACGGAAAGAACCGCGAUCUGGAAACAGAUUGAAAUCACUCGCUGUCUCCUUAUCUUGAUGGGUUACGCCACCUGGGAAAAUGCUAGACUUGUACAAGAAGCAUUCCAUCUGCAAGGCUUGUUGGUUCGACAUCUCCGCGAAGCUGGCCUAACGGAAGAUACAACCCGUUCUGAUCCACGCGCACCUCUGGAUUGGUACGAAUGGGCGGACCAAGAGUCUGCGCGACGCACAAGGUUGAUUGCAUUUUGCUUCAUCCACGUUCACAGCAUCGCAUACAAUGCCUAUCCAUCCUUACGCAGCAGUGAGAUACACUUGCGCCUCCCAUGUUCCACCGCCGAAUGGACCGCUGCCACAGCCACAGAAUGGGAAGCGGCCCAACGAGAGAGGGGACCCCAGCAGUUAUUCUUCCAGGACGCAUUGGCCCUUCUGUUGCAGAAGUCUCGAUCAGCUGUGCCAUUAGAUCCGAUCCCAGCUCCAUUGGGUAAUUAUAUUCUUCUGCAUGGACUUCUGCAACGAAUACACCUUGUGAGCGAGCUAUCCCUGCCGAACGGAAACCAAUCGGCCCUUCCAACAGAGGAACUCAAUAAACUAGAACGGGCUCUUCGCUCCUGGACCUCCGUGUGGCAACAAGCCCCCGAAUCCAGCUUAGACCCACACAACGCAAACGGUCCGAUCCCAUUUACCUCUAGUGCAUUCCUCGGUCUAGCAUACGUCCGAUUAUCCCUGAAUCUCGGUCCUCAUCGCCGUCUCGAAACCCGCGAUCCCACAAUCAUAGCCACAGCACUUCGUCGCUCUCCACGCCCUGAACGAAGCUACCGCCUUAUUCCAGCGCUCAUCUACGCGGCUCAUGCCCUCAGCAUCCCCGUCCGUCUGGGUAUCGACCACAUAGCUCGCAGCCAAGCCUUCUUCUGGAGCGUGCGACAUUCGCUUGCCAGUAUUGAGUCUGCCGUCUUACUAAGCAAAUGGCUGUUCACUAUUGCCGAGGCGGGGCCGGAUCAAUCGUUGAGUGAGAACGAAAGUCGGAUUCUACGCUGGACUCGUUGCAUAGUCGAGGAGGCAUACUCGUCUAUUGACAUAGACGAAAGUGAGACGCCGCCAGACCUGGAACCGGCUUCUCUUGGAUUGGCAGUUCUCAAAUUGUGGGCUAGACUGUUCGGCACGAACACUCAAUGGCCAUUUAUUAACGUUCUUGGACAAAGUUUGGAACAGUACAUGACUAUGAUUUGA
Molecule: messenger RNA, 2478 nt
Organism: Penicillium bovifimosum
Lineage: Eukaryota; Fungi; Ascomycota; Eurotiomycetes; Eurotiales; Aspergillaceae
Product: C2H2-type zinc finger protein
Exons: 6
Coding region: 1-2478 (825 amino acids)
Biological process (GO): regulation of transcription by RNA polymerase II; DNA-templated transcription
Cellular component (GO): chromatin
Molecular function (GO): RNA polymerase II cis-regulatory region sequence-specific DNA binding; DNA-binding transcription factor activity, RNA polymerase II-specific; zinc ion binding
Source: RefSeq, a predicted model, not a curated record